Messenger RNA from Microcebus murinus (gray mouse lemur), 3399 nucleotides. It is a transcript of the gene TBC1D20, whose product is annotated as TBC1 domain family member 20. Gene Ontology annotation, cellular component: endoplasmic reticulum membrane. Lineage: Eukaryota; Metazoa; Chordata; Mammalia; Primates; Cheirogaleidae. Gene Ontology annotation, biological process: endoplasmic reticulum to Golgi vesicle-mediated transport; positive regulation of GTPase activity. Gene Ontology annotation, molecular function: GTPase activator activity. The record is from RefSeq and is a predicted model, not a curated record.
GCUGCUACGCGCCUGCGCGCCGCGGCCCGAAGGAGCCGAGCCUGGCCCGGCAGAGCGGGCGCUGCGUCCGGCGGCCACAGCCGCGUCUUUUCGCGGCUCCGUCACCAGCCGGGGCUCAGGCUGGGGCCUGGGCCCCCGGGGCAUGGCCCUCCGAAGUGUGCAGGGCGACGGCCUCACUUCCAGCCGCUGGGACGGAGGCGCCGAGAAGACAGACUUUAAUGCCAAAAGGAAAAAGAAAGUGGCAGAGAUACACCAAGCUCUGAAUAGUGAUCCUACUGACGUGGCUGCCCUUAGACGCAUGGCUAUCAGUGAAGGAGGGCUCCUGACUGAUGAGAUCAGAAGGAAAGUGUGGCCCGAGCUCCUCAAUGUCAACACCAGUGAGCCACCUCCUAUAUCAGGGAAGGACCUACGCCAGAUGAGCAAGGACUACCAGCAAGUGCUGCUGGAUGUCAGGCGGUCUUUACGGCGGUUCCCUCCUGGCAUGCCAGACGAGCAGAGAGAAGGGCUCCAGGAAGAACUGAUCGACAUCAUCCUUCUCAUCUUGGAGCGCAACCCUCAGCUGCACUACUACCAGGGCUACCAUGACAUCGUGGUCACAUUUCUGCUGGUGGUAGGCGAGAGGCUGGCAACAUCCCUGGUAGAAAAAUUAUCUACCCACCACCUCAGGGAUUUUAUGGAUCCAACAAUGGACAACACCAAGCAUAUAUUAAACUAUCUGAUGCCCAUCAUUGACCGGGUGAAUCCAGAACUCCAUGACUUCAUGCAGAGUGCUGAGGUGGGGACCAUCUUUGCCCUCAGCUGGCUCAUCACCUGGUUUGGGCAUGUCCUGUCUGACUUCAGGCACGUCGUGCGGUUAUAUGACUUCUUCCUGGCCUGCCACCCCCUGAUGCCCAUUUACUUUGCAGCUGUGAUCGUUUUGCAUCGUGAGCAAGAAGUUCUGGACUGUGACUGUGACAUGGCCUCGGUUCACCACCUGUUGUCCCAGAUCCCUCAGGACCUCCCCUACGAGACACUGAUCAGCAGAGCAGGAGACCUCUUUGUUCAGUUUCCCCCAUCCGAACUUGCUCGGGCGGCAGCUGCCCAGCAGCAAGCAGAGAGAACCGCAGCCUCUACCUUCAAAGACUUUGAGCUGGCAUCAGCCCAGCAGAGGCCUGACAUGGUGCUGCGGCAGCGGUUUCGGGGACUUGUGCGGACUGAGGAUCGAACAAAAGAUGUCCUGACCAAACCAAGGACCAACCGCUUUGUGAAACUGGCAGUGAUGGGGCUGACAGUGGCGCUUGGAGCGGCUGCGCUGGCCGUGGUGAAAAGUGCCCUGGAGUGGGCCCCUAAGUUUCAGCUGCAGCUGUUUCCCUGAAAGCCGGAGAAGACACAUUACAUCACAUUAAGGUCUCACCCUUCCAUGGAAGGAUUGGGAGGAGGUGGAAUUUCCUUUAUUAAAAGGGUUUCUGUCAAGGGUUUUCUAUUCCUGCCACUCUUCCCUGCCUAUCCAUGUUUGCCUUUGCUUCAGAGGCCAGUAGCAGAGCCUGCCUGACACCAAGGGCACUUGGGGCCUGGGUGCAGAACUCAAUUAUUCCCCUCCCAACGGGCUGCUGAGUGGGCUGUCUGCUGCCUCCCCUUGUGUUGGAGGAAAUGUGUUUCUUUAGCUCCUCGCUGCCUUGGGAACCUGCUAGGCCAGGGCUGCCCUGUUGAUUGGGGAACCUCCUGGCCUCCCAGUAGAAAGUUCGCUGGACCAUGGGAUGCCCUCCUUGCCACCCCUGUUCUGUCUGCUUCACUUGGACUAAGAAGCUAGGGGCUGCCACUGCAGAAGCCCGGCUUUGGAGUGAAAACAAGAUGGCAGAGGACUCUAGCCUGGAAACACAUUGGCCCUCUUACGAGCAGUGUCGUUAGCUGGUCAGAAAUCAAAGAGACAGAUGUGAACUAGGUUACCAGUUAAAUCCUACCUAUGUGCAGCCUAGAAAUUGCAUGGGCAUUUCCAGUCAAGCAGGAGGGAUUUUUAGGUCCCUGGUCCUAGACUGGUUUUGCCUGCCUUUUUUUUCCUUCCUAUUCUUUGACACUGCUUAUGAAAGAUACUUUUAUUACUAUUUUUAGAAUUAUAUACACCUAACAUGUAAAGUACCCUCAUUUUAAAAAUAAUAGUUCCUUCAUGGAAAAAAGUUCUCAUCAGAAGGAUGAGCUUCUAAGAUCCUGAAGUUUAUUUUCUACUCAAUUGUUUAACAUUUUGCUUUAGCCAGAGUUACUGUUUGUAAAGAGCCCUGUGCUUCCUAAGUGCCCACUUUCUGACUGGCUUUCCUUCCUUCCUGUUUUCCUCAAAUCACCCUCCUACUCACAAAUAGGUACCCACUCACUACCUGGGUGUUGUUUUUUGGGUCUGAUUUAUCUCCUCAACUGCUGGUCUCUCCCACCUGGUUGGAAAUGUCACUGGAAACUUGCUGGCACCCAGAAAGGGACAAACGAUAGCCUAAAGAGCUUAGCAGGAGCCUGGAACAGCUGGCCCCAACCCCAAGCUUCCCCAAGGACUCACCCAGUCUCAAGGAGCAUGGGCGACUACUUGUUCUUCUGGGACAGCUUUUCUGUAAGCAAAGCCAGUGUUCUUUCCAAUUAACUCUGGCUUAGAAAAAAAGUGCCUUUUGCUGCUUUAAAGAAUUUGGGUAUAUAGUGAAGCAGCCACGUACUUUUGUUUUCCUGGUCUUCCCUGGGCACCGUUCUCUCUUGGCAGGUGUUUGCUUAAAGUGAACAUGCCAGAAGCACUCCACCCACCAUGUCCAGACCCCCACAUCCUCCCACGCGCCCGCUGCGUGCAGGGUGGAGGCGUUCCGCAUGCCAGGAUGCCAGCAAGCCCAGAACAGUUAGGAGGUGUCUGUGCUGAGUUACACUAAGCACUUUAAAACCAAAAAAAGCUCAAAGUGAUGGUCCAUUCUCACAGCAAAGCCCUCCCUGGGAGGAAUGUGAUGUAGAUGGAUUAGUUUAGAAAGUGGUGAACUCAUCGAGACAAAGGAAGUUCUAGGAUGCAGAGGUGGUGAUGUGGUGAAUGUUCCGUGGUCUCCCACAGCAGGUUUGUCCUCGUGUCACCAUUUCAGUGGGCAGCAGCAUCUGCGCCUCCUGCCACAGCCCUCAAACCUGUUUGUAAAUAGUGAUGGAAUUGAUGAAAAGGAGAUGCAUGUGACAGGUCCCAAGGCCAUAGCAUUUUGGGUCCCAGAAAGCAAGUGGCAUUUGCUUAUGUUGUGGCUUAAGAAGGAAAAGGUUUGUUUUGUAUCUUUGCUAACAUCAGGAUUCUUCCCUGCCAUUGAGAAGAAAGCAUUAUCUACUUACCUUCAGGUGGUUUACUUAUUCUGUAAAGAAUAUGUGUAAAUAUUUUGUACAGAGCCCUGUAUAAAAUAAACAGCCAUAUGUGGUUACUGA